GUGCGUGCGCGAGCUGCGGCGACUGGGAGUGGGGAGCCGGUUGUGCCGCGCCGCGGUUUCGGGGCCAUGAUCCGGAACGGGCACGGGGAGGCAGGCGGCGCCGAGCGGCCGGGCCCAGGGGGCAGGCGCGCCGUGCGGGUGUGGUGCGACGGCUGCUAUGACAUGGUCCAUUAUGGCCACUCCAACCAGCUGCGCCAGGCACGGGCCAUGGGUGACCACCUCAUCGUGGGGGUACACACGGACGAGGAGAUCGCCAAGCACAAGGGGCCCCCAGUGUUCACUCAGGAGGAAAGAUACAAGAUGGUGCAGGCCAUCAAGUGGGUGGACGAGGUGGUACCAGCAGCCCCCUAUGUCACCACGCUGGAGACGCUGGACAAGUACAGCUGCGACUUCUGUGUCCACGGCAAUGACAUCACACUGACUGUAGAUGGCCGGGACACCUACGAGGAAGUGAAGCAGGCUGGGAGGUAUAGAGAAUGCAAGCGCACCCAGGGGGUGUCCACCACAGACCUCGUUGGCCGCAUGCUGCUCGUGACCAAGGCCCAUCACAGCAGCCAGGAGAUGUCCUCCGAGUACCGGGAGUAUGCAGACAGCUUUGGCAAGUGUCCUGGGGGGCGGAACCCUUGGACAGGGGUGUCCCAGUUUUUACAGACAUCCCAGAAGAUCAUCCAGUUUGCUUCGGGGAAGGAGCCCCAGCCAGGGGAGACGGUCAUUUACGUGGCUGGUGCUUUUGACUUGUUCCACAUCGGGCACGUGGACUUCCUGGAGAAGGUACAUGGCCUGGCGGAGAGGCCCUACGUCAUCGCUGGCUUGCACUUUGACCAGGAGGUCAACCACUACAAGGGGAAGAACUACCCCAUCAUGAACCUGCAUGAGCGGACCCUGAGCGUGCUGGCCUGCCGGUAUGUGUCCGAAGUGGUGAUUGGGGCCCCGUACUCGGUCACAGCAGAGCUCCUGGAUCACUUCAAGGUGGACCUGGUGUGUCAUGGGAAGACGGAAAUCGUGCCUGACAAGGAUGGCUCCGACCCGUAUGAGGAGCCCAAAAGAAGGGGUAUUUUCUGUCAGAUCGACAGUGGGAAUGACCUCACCACGGAUCUCAUUGUCCAGCGUAUCAUCAAGAACAGCCUAGAACGCUCCUACCUCCAAGGCCCAGAGUACCUGCUGCUGGCACUCCACCCCACACAGCUGGAAAUGCUACCUCCGUGGAGAGGGCCUGGCACAGAGAGAACACGCUACACUGCCUGUCAUCAAGAGAAACUAGCCUCUCUCUGAUUUUCAAGAAUCUAGAAAACCCCAUCAUGCAGCUGGUGCCAGCAGAGCACAAUGACCUCCCCCAGCCUCGAGUCAGGUCCCCACGGGCAUUGAGGAGCUACAGCUUGCUUCCUCCACCCUCUCUUAGGGGUUUCAUUCCCCCAAACCAUUGCCCUGGGGGCCCUUCACGCCUAUCAAGCACGAGCUGUAUCCAGAUGUCACUAGUGCAUAAACACAGUGGACCAGCCAGACAAGCCAGGGUGAACAGGGUACAUCUUGUCCACGAAGUGGUUCCUAAGUGCAGGUCUGAACCCCUGUUACCACAGGGCUGGGCUGGUCACCUGUGGUCCUGGUCCUCACUCUUGACACCAAACACAGGGACGGUUGACUAUACAAUGCGUUAAAGAGAUAACACUACGGCUGAGCCACAUGACAAUGCUCUCAAAACCUCAUGUAGCACCUGCUCGGAGCUGCACAAGGGGCUGGGAACCUGGCCUGUGCUCUCAUCCAACCUCACAGUGCCUCCGCAGCCUCCGUCACCCGACCUAACAGACAGGAGGCCAGAGCCACACGACUCAUGAAGGCAGAUGCCACUGCCUGAAGGGAGCAGGCCGACCAGGAGGCUGGUAUGGGUGCCAGGUCUUAAGUAUCCUUCAAUGUCUGCUGAAAACAUGCAGCUCCUUCCGAAUUCCCAAGCAGCCCCUGCCCCACAGUGGUACCUACACCCCAUGGAGUCAGAAGGGAUGAGCACUUCCAUCUUUCUACUCUUUUGUUUGGGGUAGUGUUCCUCAAUCUUUUAAAAAAAUCCUUUCAAUGACGAAACGCCAGGCCCUUUCUGAAACUUUUAUGACAAAACAACCAGAAAAUAAUUUACUUGGCAAAUACAAAACGAUCUAACUCACUCUGCUUCCCAGACCAGGGGUGUGGGGUGAGUAGGACUCUGUGCCAGGAGCCCACAGGGUGUGACACCUGAUUUAUAUUGGUUCUCACCCACCCAGGGUCUUUCCAACCUCAGCAGAACUAUGCUUGGAAUCACCCCUAACACAUUAGAGUCCUUACAAACAGAGUGUGGAAGAGGGUGAGCAGGGGCCAGCCAGCCCAUUGGUGGGGGUACCCAGCCAUCCUCUCCGUUUGAGGCAGGGCUCCUGUAGGCAGCCCGCCGGGGCAUCUGACAGCACAAGUGCAAGCCGACAGUGACUCAUACCAGUGCCGGUGGAAUCUUAACAAGACUUUCACUCCCAAAGCCCAGGGACAAGGAGCAGAUUUAUGACAGCCUGAGUCACUCGGGAUUCUCUAUAGGAGUUCCAUUUCAGCAGAGAAACCCAGCGUUACUUGAUUUGUAUAGAAAGCGCCCUGGGCUAGCCAAACACUUUGCUCAUUACAACUAGCUCACUCUAACCUCAUAACCAGCAGGUCCAAAUUUCAUACUCUAAACCCCCUCUUCCAAGCAGCCAGCACUCGUGAGCAAGCACCGCACACUGGGAUGCGGCCCCUGGUGCCAUCUCUGACACAAAGGCUCACUGGCCCACAUUAGGCCAAGGGCAUGGCCACAUAAACGCUUCCGAGGACUUUUCUGUUCAGAGGCCACAAUCUGCUGCUGAGAAAGUUGCAAGUACCUACCCACAGCCUGUGCUGUACCCUUAGGAAGGGUGGUUUUAAAUGGAUUAAACCAAGCCAGACCUUGUGCUUCUACUUUCCUUUCCUGUUACGUAAAACCUCAUCAAGUAGAGCCAAUCACUGAUUUCCUAAGAUUAUCUCCCACCUGUUUGAUUAAAUCAGGAUAGAUCAGCCCCUGGGUUAAUCUCUCAGGAGUUUGUGUUAAAAGCCCUAACACAUCUU
Molecule: messenger RNA, 3090 nt
Organism: Kogia breviceps (pygmy sperm whale)
Lineage: Eukaryota; Metazoa; Chordata; Mammalia; Artiodactyla; Physeteridae
Source: RefSeq, a predicted model, not a curated record